CCACCAGACAUCCUCGACGCAAGGCAUACCAUAAGGCACAUAGACUGAUAGUCACACACAACCUUUACGCUGGAGCAACUACAUAUUCAGCUGCUAUACCCCAAACGGCCACCAUAAUGCCUUUUUCCAAGUUCAGCAGCAGCAGACGCACGUCGUCCCCGAGCGCUGACAGUACCAACUCAUCUCGCACAUCUAUAGACGAGACCCUAUUGGCAAACACUCUGCCACUCGCACCUCGCGAAGACAACUACGCAAUGUCGGAGGAGACUCGCCAGCAAAGACUGCUCGCAAAGUGCAAGAGGAUCAACAUGGAGCCAUGGAAGAGCGCAAAGCCUCUCUCUGCAGGACGAGAGUGAGCUGAGAGGCCACACCUACAAACAGUGCCAUGCAUCUCAACUAGCAUGGCGCGAAGGCACACGGCCGAGGAGCGCAGAACAAACACAAUCGAGCAGGAUAUGCUACAAGGGAAUUGCCAGCGCUGACCAUUCAGUGCCGCACAGAGAUGGAAAAGGCGGGGAGGACACUGCGAUACCAGGCACGAUCUAGACCGAGCUUGCACAGCUUGACCGCUCCAAACACCAACAGCAGAGCGGCAGCACAUGCAGGGUUUGAGAGCUGUUGCAACGGAGCAGUUGGAGGGAUUCGAAUCGGUUGAGGAAUGCAGCAAUGAGCUGGAAAAGUUUAUGGAGGAUGGAGAUCGUCUUGCCUUUUCCAAACUAGACAAUCGCAAUAAUGUCUAAUGACUACUCAGAAUGGAAGUUGUG
Cercospora beticola is the source of this 764-nucleotide messenger RNA. NCBI's taxonomy places the organism in Eukaryota, Fungi, Ascomycota, Dothideomycetes, Mycosphaerellales, Mycosphaerellaceae. The record is from RefSeq and is a predicted model, not a curated record.